AUGACCAGCAAUGUUCCUAAUUUCAAUGGAAAUAAGCAUUUUAUGACUGCUUGCAGCGCUGUUCAAAGCAAAAAACAAACCGCAACGUUCCUGGCAACCGUACCCGGUUUUCGUAAGUCUUCAUUACCUUUCGCCUCAGUUUCCUCCCACCCAUGGGCUCAUUCAUCCCUUUCCGUUCUCACCACUCAUUUCAUCAAACAAACGUGGGGCUACGCGAAUGUGCUAACCUUGGUGCUCUGCCUCUUCAUCUUCUCCGACAUGGAAAAUGAACAGUUGCAUGAGUUACCUGGAGAAGGACAGCUUUUGCAUACCUCAGACAAACGCCACUCUCUAUCGCCUUCAAGGAAACCAUUUGCCAACCGCGAACGUGACAGGGAUUCGGUAGCCCGAGACAAGGAGCGCUUACUUCGCUUUCACAGAGAAGCGAAAUCCUUUCUCACAAAGGCUUACUCUAACGAUGACGAUGUUCUCGUCGAGGAUCGCUUCGACCACGUUCCGACUGCAGGGGAUUCUGCAGACGAUUUUCUCGCGAAACGUCGCAUAGAGAUGGACAAGAUCCGUCUCGAACGUUUCCACGCCCAGGCAGUAUCCUUUCUCAACCGCGCGUAUAACGAUGAGCCGGAUACACUUGUAGUCGAAGAAAGCCUCUCUCCGGACCGAACCGCCGCUCUGCAGGACGAGAGAGCUAUGCUUCAGAGUUUCCAUAAGGAGGCCAUGAGUUUCCUAGAUGCUGCAGCCGUCAGGGCGCCGGUCACAGAAGGCGAACGUGGCGUACACCAAAAGGGGCGAAUUAGUGCAACAGAUGAAACCGAACACUCGUCACGAAAGAUUGAAAGAGACAAAGCACGACUAGAACAAAACUAUCUAGACGUGAUGUCGUUCCUCAAAAGGGCAGACGAAAACGGGAAAGAGGCCCUAGUCGAGGAACAGGAACUGGAACCGCACAUGCUCGAACGCAUGCAAUUGCAGAAGUAUGCUAAAGAUGCCAUGUCAUUUUUGGAUAAAGCCUUCCGAAACGAAGCCAGCGUCAUGAUCGGUGAUGAGGAGGAGACCAGUAGCCCAAGUUCCAAAACAACUGCAGAAGGCACAGGUCAGGACCAAGACAUUCUUUUGCACGAGGCCAAAUCUCAAGAGAAACGUAAAAGGCCUAGUGCCCAAGUGAGGCAUUCUUCUGCAUCACGUGACGUCCCUUGGCACGCUGAAGAAGACAGACAAAUUGCCGAAGACCGGGCCGCGCUUGAACGCUACGAUGAAGAGUUCGGUGACUUUCUUUCCAAGGCAUACCUGGACGAUUCAACAGUUAUUGUGGACGAUGGUGACAGCGACACCGCGCCAACAGAACAAAGUGACGGCGUAGACCAUAUCGUACCGGGAGCAAUUUCUGUGAGCUCGCCCAGUCCUCCCCCAGAAGACUUUAUUUCGGAAUUGCACUUCAGAACUCGAAGUCCUUCUUUGCCAGAGCACAGGCAAGCACAAUCACAGGCCUCACCAUUCAGCCGACGUUCUCCUCUGCAGGACCCAAAUUCCGUCAGCCGAAAGGAAGUGGAUGGUGCUGUACAAACAAAUUCAAGUUUCGAUCCCACGACGGGAGAAAUUCGCAGGAAGAGAAGUGUAAAUAUGCAGUAUCCUCGGUUCUCGCCAACUUCUUCGUCGAACAGACCACAACACAAGCCCCCAGACGGGAAACAAUCCGGUCUAUGGCGUAAUAGGCCUGAGAGUGCAAUGCGUGAUGGCAGAGAGAAUUAUGAUAGAGUUGUCCAAUAUAACUCGCAGCUAGCAGCAGAUGAGGGUGCGGCUGCAUCCAAGCCUGACUUGAACCGUAAGGCAGUGCCAACGGAAGGGGUUACGUCUGACUUCCUCAAACAAGAAAGCAAUGCAAGUCCAACACCUGAAGGAGCAAGUCCUCUCGUGUAUUUCGCGUUGGACGAGGAUAACAAUCCGCGCCAGGGAUGGUCAGAAAUGCCCUUGGAAAAGUCUUUUUAUAGCCGUCUUCCUCGCGGUUCUACCAUUAAGUUGCGCCCUCGGGCGACCGAAAACACGUCAAGCUCCAAUCGAAGCGAAAACACUCGGAAUGUAUCCCACGGUAUCAACCAAAUCCUCUUGAACGACCUCCGGCGUGUAGAAAAAGAAAGGGAUGCUUUGAUUUCUGCCCUCGAAGAAAUUUUAAACGAGAGAAGCAUGCUUGCUCAGCAGUUGUCUGAAAUGAGAACAACAGCACUAGGCAAAAGAAGAGGCCGGGGCGCAGGCAGCAACAUUGCAGUUGAUGGCGGUGAGAUUGAUCUCGCAGCUGAGUUGCGGGAUGCCAAUGAAACCAUGGCCAAAUUGACUGAAGAAAUGGAACUGACCCUUAGGGUGUUGGAUGCAAGAUAUCACGAAACGCUUCAUCGCGCUGAAAAGGCGGAAGAUCGUUGCGCCCACUUACAAGCAGAAGCCUCUCAAGUAGAAAGAGAGCUAUCGAGUGAACGGAAGCUUGCGACUAAGACUUUAUCUGAGCAAAAUCGUCUGCUGUUGUUGGUACGGGAGUUAGAGCAAGAGGCGGCCAUCCAUAAAGAGGCGGCCGCAUCGAAGGACCGUGAUCGAGCAGAACUUGCAAGGCUCGAAGCAAGCGUCAGAAAGUUGACUACAGAAAAUGCCGACCGAGAAAAACAUCUGAAGUGGCAGCUGGGCACUCUGCGAUCCAAAGCUGAAGAAGCAGAGAGUGCAGCGGCUCGUGCCGAGCAGGAUGCGAUCGAGGCUACAGAGGUCGCUAAAAUUGCGGUAGAACGUUCUCAAAAGAUGUUUGAGUCUGAGCGUAAAGCACGGCAAUAUGCCGAAGCGGAUAAGCAGACUGUUGUAAUGGAGUCAAAAGCCUGGGAAAAAUUUGCUCGUCAACGAAUGGAAAUUAACGCCAGCGGGGCAGGCGAAGAUGAAGAUCUGGAAAGCUCAAGAGCAGCACUGGGAUCGGACGGAAGCGCAUCCAAACAUGGCAGCAAGGAGAAUCCGAAGAAGAAGAGAGAUGGUGCCAGGGGAAGUAGAGGAGGUGCGGCGGAUAGGACGAAUAGUCCCUCACUUUUAGAAGAGAUGAAGAAGAAGAGUUUGAGCAGAUUAUUCAGGUAAGCACGGGUCACCGAUUGCGAUGCCGAUGCGUUACGGGCGCAGUUCAAGUCCACUGUAACUGAGAAGAUAACGGACGGAGUCGAAAACAUACAUGGUUUGUUUGAGUGCUCUUCAUGGGAUCAUUUAGUGUGAAGUUAUGGCAGAAUCUCAGGUUGUGCGAAUCGGAGAUGGCCUUAUGAAAGCAGCCGCUCGAAUCAGACGAAGGGCUUUGUCAUCAUAGCCCCCGGCAUGGAUAUCUCCGGCCUUGUUUGUGCAAGUGUUUAGUGGAAUCUUGCGCAAUAGACGAAGCUCACCUAUGACACCUGCCAAAUAGGAGUUUAGGUGGACGAUAUUACUGCAGUCGAAUGUCAGUGUGUGUGUGUGUGUGUGUUGUGUGUGUGUGUGUGUGUGAAGGUUCGAACUGCUCGCAUUAUUGCCUCGUCAAACAAACACUGUCUUCACUAUGUAAGGACCGAUGCAGUGAAAGGAUUAUCAUGUAAACUGGAUGUAGAGCAAAGCGAUAAGAAGAUGG
This is a messenger RNA of Chondrus crispus (carragheen), 3607 nucleotides long. RefSeq lists its product as hypothetical. NCBI's taxonomy places the organism in Eukaryota, Rhodophyta, Florideophyceae, Gigartinales, Gigartinaceae. The transcript has 2 exons. Bases 1 to 3096 code for a protein of 1031 amino acids. The record is from RefSeq and is a predicted model, not a curated record.